AGUGCAGCGCCACACAUCCUCUUCGACACACACGCACAGAGAAAGACCGAAGACCAGAACUUCCUUCAUAGUUUUGCUUUCGGAUUAAAAAGAAAGAAGUUGGAUUUUUUGCAACAAGACUCAUCAUGAAGCUCCUCGUGUUGGGCGCGCUGCUCCUAGUGGCGGCGGAGGGACACGCGGCGAGAAGCCAGUGGAGGAGGUCCAAGAGGGAGCUGGCCGCCCCGCUCCACACGGGCGGCAUUCGCGAUCCGCUGGGUUCGUACUGCCAGCGGCGAGGCGGCUGCUGCCCCGGACGGGACGACCUGUGCACCGUGCCCUAUUUGGACACCAUUUGCUACUGCGACCUCUUCUGCAACCGCACCGUGUCCGACUGCUGCCCCGACUUCUGGGGGCACUGUCUGGGCGUGGAGCCCCCGUUCAUUGGGUCCUGUGAAAGAAACGGGAACAAGUUCCUUUCGGGACAAACAUACAAGGACAACUGCAACUUGUGCACAUGUGGCACCACUGGACGUUGGGAGUGCGAACAGAACGCCUGUCUGAUGGACAGCAACAUGAUCCAGGCUGUCAACAGAGGGAAUUAUGGGUGGAGGGCCGCUAACUACACCCAGUUAUACGGCAUGACGCUGGACGAGGGCAUCCGCUACCGACUGGGCACGCAGAGACCUUCCAAAACCACCAUGAACAUGAACGAGAUCCAGAUGAACAUGGAUCCCGAAGGCGACGUCUUGCCCGCCAGUUUCAACUCGGCUGACAAGUGGCCUGGCAAGAUCCACGAACCUCUGGACCAGGGCAACUGUGCCGCCUCCUGGGCCUUCUCAACAGCGGCCGUGGCAUCAGACCGAAUCUCCAUCCAGUCCAUGGGUCACAUGACGCCUCAGCUGUCUCCGCAGAACCUCAUUUCCUGCGACACCAGGAACCAGGGCGGCUGCGCCGGGGGCCGCGUGGAUGGAGCCUGGUGGUAUCUCCGCCGCAGAGGGGUGGUGACAGAAGACUGCUACCCAUACACCCCGCCGCAGCACACGGCGGCCGACGUGGCCCGCUGCAUGAUGCAGAGCCGCUCGGUGGGCCGCGGAAAGAGACAGGCCACGCAGCGCUGCCCCAACGCGCACCACUACCAGCACAACGACAUCUACCAGUCCACGCCGCCCUACAGGCUCUCAGCCAACGAAAAGGAGAUUAUGAAGGAGAUUAUGGAUAAUGGCCCCGUGCAAGCCAUCAUGGAGGUCCACGAGGACUUCUUUGUGUACAAGAGCGGCAUCUACAAGCACACGGACGUCAGCUUCACCAAGCCGCCGCACUACCGCAAGCACGGCACGCACUCGGUCAGGAUCACGGGGUGGGGUGAACAAUGGGACUCAAACGGCGCUCCCAGGAAGUACUGGGUCGCCGCCAACUCCUGGGGCAAGAACUGGGGCGAGGACGGUUACUUCAGAAUCGCCCGCGGCGACAACGAAUGCGAGAUCGAGACCUUCGUGAUCGGCGUGUGGGGCAGGGUCACCAUGGAGGACAUGCACGAUCAUCACCAGCACCAGCAGCAGCGUCGCCGCCACGUUUAGAGCCCCCACGGGAACCACAGCAGGAGCCUCAGAACCUCACCCUCUUAGCCUCCCACCCGAC
Hippocampus comes (tiger tail seahorse) is the source of this 1617-nucleotide messenger RNA. It is a transcript of the gene tinagl1, whose product is annotated as tubulointerstitial nephritis antigen-like 1. The record is from RefSeq and is a predicted model, not a curated record. Gene Ontology annotation, molecular function: cysteine-type peptidase activity; peptidase inhibitor activity. Lineage: Eukaryota; Metazoa; Chordata; Actinopteri; Syngnathiformes; Syngnathidae. The coding region runs from base 126 to 1556 and encodes 476 amino acids. Gene Ontology annotation, biological process: proteolysis. The transcript is spliced from 12 exons.